AUGGAUGACCAAGCCCCAAAGCCACAGGGGUCCCUGCCACUGCCUCAGGGGGCAGGAGCUAUCUCUGCAGCGGGCCCUGAGAGCGGGGUCCCCUGCUACCCCCCACCCGCCCCCAGUGAGUUCCCCGAGGCCCAGAGCCUCCACGUGUCCCUGCUGGGUGUCAACUGCCCUCUCGGGCCGGGUCUCUUCUCCUACCUGGGACCCUCCUUGGCCGCUGCGGCCCACAUGCCCUUUCUGGCCUCGGCCAGCCCCCUGCUGCCGCCGGCUUCCACCUUCCCUUCCCCGCAAGCCCCCGAGCGCCCUGCCCUGGUCCCCCGCCUAUACUACCCCCUGCUCCUGGAGCAUACCCUGGGGCUGCCAGCAGGCAAGGCUGCCCCUGCCAAGCCCCCAGCAGCCCCAAAGGGGCCCCCUGGGGCUCUGGCCCCGGGGCUGCUGAAAGUGCCGGUGCCUGGGCUGGGCAGGCCCUGGCCCCGAGGAGGAGCCCCUAGGGACUCAGGGCCGGAGGGGGAGCUGGAGCCGGCUGCCCAGAGUGACCCCAAGAGGAGGCUGCCCCUGGGAAGCAGUCUGGAGCCCCUGAGGGCCCCCUGUAGCGUGGUGAAGUUUGGUUCCCAGAGCAGCUUGCAGACUGGCCCCUCCGCGAUGCUCUGGCCUGAGGACAAGGAGCCCAGCAACCCUGAGCCCCCAGGCCCCAUGGCCCUCCUGCCCCAGCAGCCCCUGGACCUAGUGGCAGGUGGCCCCGGGCACGUGGGUGAGGACCUCACCCGGGCCCUGGGUGACUAUGCCAGGGUGGAGCAGCGUCUGGGGCAGUUGGCGCCUGCUGGGGGCCUGGCCCCUCGGCCUCUGCGGGAGCAGCUGGGCAAGAUUCGCCAGGAGCUGCUCACCAUCCACCAGGCCCUGGAGCGGGCUGUUCGGCCGCCGGACGCACCCCUCGACCUCUCUGUGAAACGGGUGCCCACCAAGGGGCUCAAGGGGCCUGUGGGGCCCUGGGGGCAGCGGGAGCUGGGCCCCACACUCGCCCAGGGGGCCCCCGAGCCACCCAGCAUGCUGGGCCCUGCACCAGCUGAGCCUUUCUCUGGCCACACCACCAAGUGCGAGGCUGACUCCAGUGUCCCACCCCCGGGCCUCCCCCUUCAGGCCCCGGAGGACCCUGUCAUUCCUGGUAGCAGUUGGGGUGCCCGAGGUGGGCCUGUGGGCUCCUGGCCCCCUGAGGCUGUCCCUAGCAUUCAGAGCCCCCCUGGUGCUGAGGUCUGA
Puma concolor (puma) is the source of this 1251-nucleotide messenger RNA. RefSeq names its product proline rich 35 (gene PRR35). The record is from RefSeq and is a predicted model, not a curated record. Lineage: Eukaryota; Metazoa; Chordata; Mammalia; Carnivora; Felidae.